This is a messenger RNA of Dalotia coriaria, 1607 nucleotides long. Its product is annotated as cytochrome P450 4C1-like. Bases 72 to 1580 code for a protein of 502 amino acids. NCBI's taxonomy places the organism in Eukaryota, Metazoa, Arthropoda, Insecta, Coleoptera, Staphylinidae. The transcript has 4 exons. The record is from RefSeq and is a predicted model, not a curated record. Gene Ontology annotation, molecular function: iron ion binding; heme binding; oxidoreductase activity, acting on paired donors, with incorporation or reduction of molecular oxygen.
CUGAGCAAAUACAUUUUCAAUGUGAUUAGAGUGUUGAUCGUAUAUGGUUGUAAAUUCAGUUAUUUUGAAAAAUGUGGUUCGAGAUCUUGGUGUCGUUGAUCAUAGGCGUGCUGACAUUCUGGUGUUAUAGAUAUUACUAUUAUUAUAGUUAUCUGAAGGUAAUACCUUCACCCCGAGCAUGGCCUAUCAUUGGCAGCGGUCUGGAAUUCAAAAACCCUGAAGAUUCAGUGGAAACCAUGCUGGUAUUGAUGAAUAAGUUCAAGACGGAUUCACUUAGAAUCCAUAUUGGUUUCCGAGCAAUUGUGAUGAGCAGGGAUUAUAAAUUCAUUGAAUUUUUACUUAGUAGUCAAACAAUUAUGAACAAAGGUCUGGGUUACAAGUUUUUCACACCCUGGUUGGGCCAAGGUUUGCUAGUGAGCACAGGAGAACAUUGGCGUACGCAUAGGAAAAUGAUCACCCCAACAUUCCACUUUCAAAUCCUGGAGCAGUUCAUUGACGUUUUCCACUCGAAUGGUACGAUUUUGAUCGACAAACUUCGAAAACAUUUAGGAGAAUCUAGCUUUGACGUGUUUCCUUACAUUACAUUAUGUGCCCUGGACAUUAUUUGCGAGACAGCAAUGGGUAUAUCAAUCAACGCGCAGUUAGAGGAACACUCCGAAUACGCGACGUGCGUCUCAAAUAUGGGUCGUAUCAUCCAAACACGUGGCUUCAAUCCAUUCUUGCACUAUGACAGUAUUUAUAAACACUCUAACCUCUAUAGAGAGGAACAGAAAUGUCUGCAGGUAUUGCAUGGUCGUACAGAUUCUGUGAUUCAAAUGCGUCGCGAGAAUAUACUCCUGGAAGGUAGUAAGAAAGAAAAACCAGCGGAAACUGAUGAACUAGGUCGAAAGAAGAAGGUACCUUUCUUGGAUAUGCUACUGCAAGCCUCCAUUGAUGGUAGGCCCUUGACCAAUACAGAAAUUCGUGAUGAAGUGUCCACGUUCAUGUUUGGGGGACAUGAUACCACUGCAGCUGGUAUCAGUUUUGCUCUUCACAGUCUAGCUAACAACCCAAGAGUCCAAGAUAAAGCCUACCAGGAACUAAAGGAGAUUUUUGGAGAUGAUAAAGAACGACCAUGCACAUACAACGACCUACAGUGUAUGAAAUAUCUAGAGCUGGUCAUUAAGGAGACUUUACGUUUGUAUCCUUCUGCUCCGUUCUAUACCAGGACAGCUGUUGAAGAUUUUACUUAUGAUGGCAUUACCUAUCCGAAAAACAUGACAAUUGGUAUUUUGGCUUAUGGUAUCCACCGGGACCCAAGAUACUUUCCUAACCCCUUGGAAUUUCGCCCGGAACGCUUCUCACCAGAGAAUUACGACGGAAGAAAACCGUUUUCCUUCAUUCCCUUCAGCGCAGGACCCAGGAACUGCGUCGGACAGAAAUUCGCCUCUAUGGAGAUGUUGUCCACACUAAGCAGGAUUCUCCGCAAUUUUGAGUUAUUACCAGCUACUCCAAAACACACCCUUAAAGUAGCAGCGGACACAAUUUUGCGCUCAGCCAACGGCAUGAAAAUUGCUCUCGUGGAACGCAAAUCAAAAUAAAACACAUAAUAAAAUCCUUGAAAUCUG